Molecule: messenger RNA, 1710 nt
Organism: Piliocolobus tephrosceles (Ugandan red Colobus)
Lineage: Eukaryota; Metazoa; Chordata; Mammalia; Primates; Cercopithecidae
Gene: ZFP69B
Product: ZFP69 zinc finger protein B
Exons: 5
Coding region: 1-1605 (534 amino acids)
Biological process (GO): regulation of transcription by RNA polymerase II
Cellular component (GO): nucleus
Molecular function (GO): RNA polymerase II transcription regulatory region sequence-specific DNA binding; DNA-binding transcription factor activity, RNA polymerase II-specific
Source: RefSeq, a predicted model, not a curated record
AUGCUGCAGCAGCUCCUGAUCACCCUGCCCACCGAGGCCAGCACCUGGGUGAAGUUACAUCAUCCAAAGAAGGCCACGGAGGGGGUGGCCCUGUGGGAGGAUGUGACUAAAAUGUUUAAAGGAGAAGCUCUGCUGUCUCAGGAUGCUGAUGAGACCCAGGGAGAAAGUUUAGACAGUAGAGUGGCCCUUGGACCCCUGACAGCAGAAUCCCAGGAACUAUUAACCUUCAAGGACGUAUCUGUGGACUUCACUCAGGAGGAGUGGGGGCAGCUGGCCCCUGCUCACCGGAAUCUGUACCGGGAGGUGAUGCUGGAGAACUAUGGGAACCUGGUCUCAGUGGGAUGUCAGCUUUCCAAACCUGGUGUGAUUUCCCAGUUGGAAAAAGGAGAAGAACCAUGGCUGAUGGAGAGAGAGAUUUCAGGAGUACCAAGUUCAGACUUGGAGAGCAAAACAAAAACCCAAGAGUCAGCCUUACAGAAUGAUAUUUCAUGGGAAGAAUUACAUUGUGGCCUAAUGAUGGAAAGAUCUACAAAAGGAAGCACCAUGUAUUCCACCUUGGGAAGAAUCUCCAAAUGUAAUAAGCUAGAAAGCCAACAAGAGAACCAAAGAAUGGGUGAGGGGCAAAUCCCCUUGAUGUGCAAGAAAACAUUCACUCAGGAGAGAGGCCAAGAAUCUAAUAGAUUUGAGAAAAGAAUUAAUGUGAAGUCCGAAGUUAUACCAGGACCAAUAGGUCUUCCAAGAAAAAGAGAUCGUAAAUAUGACACAUCUGGAAAGAGAAGCAGAUACAAUAUAGAUUUAGUUAAUCAUUCAAGGAGUUAUACAAAAAUGAAGACCUUUGAAUGUAAUAUUUGUGAAAAAAUCUUCAAACAGCUUAUUCACCUUACUGAACACAUGAGAAUUCAUACCGGGGAGAAACCUUUCAGAUGUAAGGAAUGUGGAAAAGCCUUUAGCCAAAGUUCAUCUCUUAUUCCACAUCAGAGAAUUCAUACUGGUGAGAAACCCUAUGAAUGUAAGGAAUGUGGGAAAACCUUCAGACAUCCUUCAUCACUUACUCAGCAUGUUAGAAUUCAUACUGGGGAGAAGCCCUAUGAAUGUAGGGUAUGUGAGAAAGCCUUCAGCCAAAGCAUUGGACUGAUCCAGCAUUUGAGAACUCAUGUUAGAGAUAAACCUUUUACCUGCAAAGACUGUGGAAAAACGUUUUUCCAGAUUAGACACCUUAGGCAACAUGAGAUUAUUCAUACUGGUGUGAAACCCUAUAUUUGUAAUGUAUGUAGUAAAACCUUCAGCCAUAGCACAUACCUAACUCAACACCAGAGAACUCAUACUGGAGAAAGACCAUAUAAAUGUAAGGAAUGUGGGAAAGCCUUUAGCCAGAGAAUACACCUUUCUAUCCAUCAGAGAGUCCAUACUGGAGUAAAACCUUAUGAAUGCAGUCACUGUGGGAAAGCCUUUAGGCAUGAUUCAUCCUUUGCUAAACAUCAGAGAAUUCAUACUGGAGAAAAACCUUAUGAUUGUAAUGAGUGUGGAAAAGCCUUCAGCUGUAGUUCAUCCCUUAUUAGACACUGCAAAACACAUUUAAGAAAUACCUUCAGCAAUGUUGUAUGAAAUAUACUAAACAUCAAAGAAUCUAUGUUGGAGCAAAAGAUUCGAAAUCAGUGGUUCCCUGAUUUUUUUAUUUCCAAAAACACAUUUUUAAAAAAUGGUUUGGCA